Messenger RNA from Macrosiphum euphorbiae (potato aphid), 312 nucleotides. The record is from the annotation of a GenBank genome assembly. Lineage: Eukaryota; Metazoa; Arthropoda; Insecta; Hemiptera; Aphididae.
AUGCUGGAAAUGUCAAUUUGUGAAGGUAAAGGAAUUGAUAUUGAUUUACAAAAUGAAAUAAAGUUAGAAGAAAAUCAUUGGAGAUUAGUAUUAAAAGCAAUAAUUGACAUAAUUAUGCAUCUAGCAAUGGAGAACAGUGCUUUUCGUGGAACUGACGAACUUGUUUCUAAUAUAGGUAAAUCUAAUCAAAGUGGGAAAUUUUUAAAUCUAGUAAAUUUAGUAUCUCAUUAUAACGAGCCUCUAAGAAUUCAUCUUGAACGUCAUAAAAAAGGAAGUGUUACAUAUUUUUCACAUGAAAAUGUAAUUAAGUAA